ACAUCAUCGCCCACGAUGGAGUUGUUCAGCAACAACUACAGCAUGUGGGCUCUGUGCUUAAUCCUCGUAGCAGGCAUUGCUGCUCGGUUCUAUGCCGGGCGAAAGCCCUACCCGCCUGGUCCCGUUGGCUGGCCGCUGAUUGGCAAUGCUCUCCAGCUGCCGGAGCGAAUGCCCUGGAGGACGUAUCUCCAGUGGAGCAGAGAUUAUGACUCAGAUGUUAUCCACUUUACCGCCCCUGGAGCGCACUUUGUGGUGCUCAACUCUGCAUCCUCGGUCUACGAACUUCUCGUCAAGCGCUCGUCGAUGUAUUCGGGCAGACCGCAUUCAAACUUCCUUCAUGACAUGAUGGAUUUUGCCUGGACGUUCGUAUUCAUGGACUAUGGAGAAACUUGGAAGAAAUAUCGAAAGGUAUUCCAUCAAGAAUACGAAGUGGAAGAACAUCAAGUCAAUAGAUCACAAGAGCUCGUCUCAGCGAGACGCCUUCUAAAGCGCUUACUAACGUCCAAAGGAAUGAGGAUUGAUCCGGACAAGGAUCUGCGUCUCGCAGCAGCUGAUACGAUUCUCUCGGUCACGUAUGGCAUCUCUCCGCGAUCUGAGUCUGAUCCGUUCAUUAAGAUUGUCGGGGAAACCACAUACCUGCUGUCGCAUGCCGCGACAGGCGGAUAUCUCGUCGAUUACUUCCACGUUCUCAAGGCCAUACCAUCAUGGUUUCCGGGUGCUGCGUUCAAAAGAUCGGCAGAACGUGGCAGGUUCUUGAGCGAGAAAAUCCGGAGUGUUCCUAUGGACUUCGUCAAAUCGGAGAUGGCCCAAGGCAGAGCGAAGUCUUCGGUAGCUUCACGCUUACUAGCUUCUGCUUUUGACGAGAAAGAAGGCAAAGAAGCCGAGGAUGACAUCAGCAAUAUACUCGGUACCGCUUAUGUUGCUGGGGCGGACACUACGGUUGCGAUGAUCGGGUCUUUCAUUCUCGCAAUGGCCCUUCAUCCGGAGGUGCAACGGAAGGCUCAGAAAGCCGUCGACGCAGCGCUUGGUCACGGUGAACGUUUGCCUGACUUCGCGGACUACGGCACGAUCCCGUACCUAGAUGCUGUCGUCGAUGAGGUCCUUCGCUGGAAUCCCAUGUCCCCUCUCGGCCUAUUUCACAGCGCCGCGGAAGAUGACUUUUAUAAGGGCUAUUUCAUACCCAAGGGCGCCAUAGUCAUCCCGAAUGGAUGGGCACUGCUCCACGAUCAAUCAGUCUAUGGUGCAGAUGCACUGGACUUCAGGCCCGAGCGCUUCAUGAGCGAUGACGGCCUCAGUCGGCGAAAGGAUGCUCCAGAUAUUGAGAAUGCUUUUGGAUACGGAAGAAGGAAGUGCCCAGGAAGAAUUGUUGCUCGGGAUACCGUUUGGAUCACUGCGGCAUCGCUAUUGACGGCCUUUAACAUCGUGGAAGCGUUCAACAAGGAUGGCAGACCGUUCGCGGUGGACGAGGUCGAAUUCACCAGCGAGAUGAUAAGUCGUCCUCCGCAAUUCACCUGUAUCUUUGAACCGAGGUCGUCGGCGACCGAAUCCUUGAUCGAGCAUGACGUUGGCGAUGCCAAUAUGGAUGGGCCAAUGUGAUCGAAAGGCGCAUGGGUUUCGGGUAAGAGGCUACUGGAUUUCCCAAGUCAUUAUGUAGGGAACACCGCACCCUCUUCAUAUCCUCUGUGCUUCAACACGUACAGAAGCGACCGCAUCGAUGAUUCGGACAUUUUCGUGACUUUAUGUCUGUAGUUUAGCAUUUCAAGAAUUUAUUUGGGGGUCUAAC
Molecule: messenger RNA, 1783 nt
Organism: Gloeophyllum trabeum ATCC 11539
Lineage: Eukaryota; Fungi; Basidiomycota; Agaricomycetes; Gloeophyllales; Gloeophyllaceae
Product: cytochrome P450
Exons: 13
Coding region: 16-1596 (526 amino acids)
Molecular function (GO): monooxygenase activity; heme binding; oxidoreductase activity, acting on paired donors, with incorporation or reduction of molecular oxygen
Source: RefSeq, a predicted model, not a curated record